AUGGCCGAAUCCGAAUCCGACUCGAGGGAUCGUCACAGGGACCGGGACAGCCACAGGGAUCGUCACAGGGACCGGGACAGCCACAGGGAUCGUCACAGGGACCGAGAGGACAGGGACCGUUCGCACAAGCACCACUCGACCUCGUCCACCCGACGACGAUCCGCUUCCCCCUCUUCACACGACCGUGACCGGGAGCGUGACUCGCAUCGACACUCUUCGUCGAGCAAACGGAGCAAGCAUGAGGCGGAGCACGAUAGGCAUAGGUCGUCGUCGCAUCGAGACCGGGACAGGGACAGGGACGGUCGAGGGGAUCGGGAUGGAGACGAUGACCGCGAUCGAGGGAGGCAUCACCAGAACAGGUCGGUCACACGCAUCGUACGACGACUAGGUCUUCGACCAUCUAACAGCUUUCUUGUCGUCUCACAGCUCCUCCACCCCACGCGAAAGCUCGGCCGAACGCGCGGCGAGGAAAGCCGAACGCAAGGCCCGGAAGGCCGCCUUGGAACAGGACGCCCGCCAACUCGUCGCCGAGACCUCCUUCUACUCGGCGAGCGACAACCCGUUCCACGACGCAAACUUGGGCGACAAGUUCGUCUGGGGCAAGAAGAAGGAGAAGGAGAAGAAGAUGGGUAUGACCCCCGAGGAGGCGAUGAAGAGGGAUCGCGAGAGGGCCAUAGAGUCCAAGGUGAGCCUGCUCUCAGCUUUGCAAUUUUCCCUCGUUCGAGGGCCGAGCGCUGACACUGGCACACACACUAGCUCGAAAUCGAACGCCUGAACCAACGUCGAGCCGAACGCGAGCAAGAGAUGCUCCUGCGCGAAGAGGAACAGAUGCGAGCCGCGCGCAUGGCCGAGUCCGCGCAAAUGUCCGCCUGGAUCGACCGCGAGGACGACUUUCACCUCGAGCAGGCCAAAAAACGAGCCGAGAUUCGCGUGCGCGAACGUCGUGCUAAGCCCAUUGAUUUCCUGGCGCUGAACCUCAAGUGGAGUCAACCGCCUCUGCAGGAGGGUGACGAAGGCUUCGAGGAGCAGGAGGAGGACGAGGGUGAAGGCUUGGACGUCGACCUCGAAGAGCCCUACACCAUCUUUGAUGUGCGUUUCGCCGUUUAUCCGAGUACGAUUCUUAGCGCUGAAUCCUGACCUUCCUGCCUUCCCGACAGAAUUUGAUCCUCGAAGACGCCAAAGAAUUGCACGAGGACAUCAAGAUGUACCUCUCGCUCGAAAAGAGCGAACAAAACCUCGAGUUUUGGCGCUCGCUGCUCAUUGUCUCGUCAUCCUCACUCGAAGCACUCAACGAAGAGCGAGCAAUCGGUGCGACCGCCUACGCCAAGCAGACUCAGGCCAACGCUUCGGUCAAGGGCGAGAUCACGCGCCUCCUCUCGGGCAAGUCGCUGGACCAACUCGUGACGCUGCAGAACCAGGUCCAGUCCAAGCUCUCGAGUGGCGAACCCGUCGACGUUGAAUAUUGGGAAGGUCUGUUGAAGGAAUUGGUCGUGUGGAAGGCCAAGGCCAAGUUGCGCGACAUGCACGAAGUCGUCCUGGCGAAUCGACUCGAACAACUGCGCAAGAAGCAACGUGACGAAGCGGCGCGUCAAGCCGAGGAGGUCAAGAAGGCCCUUGCGUCGGGUCUCAACCCUGAUGACGAGGAUGAAGAUCAGGAUAUGGAGGAUGAGGAUGAUCAGGCGAUGCACCUUUCCCGACCUGCGGGUCCGGAACCAUGGAGCGAAGAUCUCGAACCCAUUCAAUUCGAUACCGUACCAAGCGAACUACGUUCCUGCGCCGUCGUCGAUGCCGCGGAAGAACGAGCCGCUUUACAAGCCGCACGACUCAAGGUCGUCCAAACGCGUUUCGUCACCAAAACGCGUGCACCGAACGAAGUCGGUGGGGUUCAACAAUCGGCGCAAGAGGCGGCGAUUUACCAAGCUGCGAUUGGGCAGGGCUUUGGCGAUGAGGAGGAGUUGUUCACGGGUGAGAUUGAGAUGAACAAACAGGCGUAUUCAUGGGAAGACAAGUACCGGCCGCGCAAACCGAGGUACUUCAACAAGGUUAUGGCUGGGUACGAGUGGAAUCGGUACAAUCAGGCCCAUUACGAGUGAGUUCUGACCGCGUGGCCUUGUAAAGUCGUAGGAGGAUGGGUGUACUGAUACUCUCCUUCUGUUGGAAACGCCCAGCUCGGACAACCCGCCACCCAAAGUCGUCAUCGGGUACAAGUUCCACAUCAUCUACUCUGACCUGGUCGACAAGACCAAAACACCGCAAUGGCGCAUCAUCAAGGACAAGGACAACCCCGAGAUGGCGACGAUCUUGUUUUCCGCUGGUCCACCGUAUGAGGAUCUGGCGUUUAGGAUUGUGAAUAAGAAGAUGGAGCAUUCGAGUAAGAGGGGGUUCAGGAGUUCGUUCGAUCGGUGAGUCGGGCUUGUGGAAUUUCGGUUGGAGGUUGAAACGAGGGAGGGGAAGACUGACCAUGGAUCUGUAUGCUCUCGCAGUGGUGUGCUGCAGCUUCAUUUCACGUUCAGGAGGAAUUUCUACCGCAAGUAA
This is a messenger RNA of Microbotryum saponariae, 2535 nucleotides long. Lineage: Eukaryota; Fungi; Basidiomycota; Microbotryomycetes; Microbotryales; Microbotryaceae. The record is from the annotation of a GenBank genome assembly.